ACACAAACAGACAAGCACUAAUGCGACGCCGUUGAGUUAACAGGUGUUCUCCGUUCAGUUUUAGGCUUUCAAUUUGUAUCGCUCUAUUUGAGCUCAAACUGUGUUUAGUUAGCAAUGUGUACGAAAAUGAGAACAUUUCAACCUUUGGCUAAAGGAGAGCUGAAAACGGAGGGGUUUACGGUGAAAUCCACCAUGAAGAAUUCAGUGGUGGUGGGCCCUCCAGCCGCAGGGGCUUUUAGAGAAAGGCCAGCUAAACCUACAGCCUUCCGUAAGUUCUACGAGCGCGGAGACUUUCCCAUCGCACUGGAACAUGACUCUAAAGGCAACCGCAUUGCUUGGAAGGUGGAGAUCGAAAAGCUGGACUACCAUCACUACCUCCCCCUGUUCUUUGACGGACUGUGUGAGACAGUUCACCCCUACGAGUUCUUCGCUCGACAGGGCAUCCAUGACAUGCUGGAGCAUGGUGGCAGUAAGAUCCUGCCUGUUAUUCCACAGCUCAUAAUACCCAUCAAGAAUGCUCUCAACACGAGGAGCAGGCAGGUCAUCUGCACCACGCUGAAGGUUCUGCAGCACCUGGUUGUAUCAGCAGAGAUGGUUGGUGAGGCGCUGGUCCCGUACUACAGACAGAUCCUCCCCAUUCUGAACAUUUUCAAGAACAUGAACAAAAACUCAGGUGAUGGUAUUGACUACAGCCAGCAGAAGAGGGAGAACAUCGGAGACCUGAUCCAAGAGACGUUGGAGGUGUUUGAACGCUAUGGGGGCGAGGACGCCUUUAUAAACAUCAAAUACAUGGUGCCCACUUACGAGUCCUGCCUUCUCAACUAAACGGAAUGGAGAACUCAUUUACAAACAUACUCAUAUACAAACAUGUAAACACACCCACUUUAUGUUACAAACCUAAUUUUGGACUUUAUUAAAGUCAUAAUGCAGAUGUUA
Labeo rohita (rohu) is the source of this 936-nucleotide messenger RNA. RefSeq names its product PARK2 co-regulated (gene pacrg). The transcript has 5 exons. Gene Ontology annotation, cellular component: vesicle; neuron projection; cytosol. The record is from RefSeq and is a predicted model, not a curated record. Gene Ontology annotation, molecular function: Hsp70 protein binding; Hsp90 protein binding. Lineage: Eukaryota; Metazoa; Chordata; Actinopteri; Cypriniformes; Cyprinidae. Bases 115 to 825 code for a protein of 236 amino acids.